Molecule: messenger RNA, 1433 nt
Organism: Tricharina praecox
Lineage: Eukaryota; Fungi; Ascomycota; Pezizomycetes; Pezizales; Pyronemataceae
Exons: 4
Coding region: 178-1329 (383 amino acids)
Biological process (GO): aldehyde metabolic process
Cellular component (GO): cytoplasm
Molecular function (GO): aldehyde dehydrogenase (NAD+) activity
Source: RefSeq, a predicted model, not a curated record
GUUCGCACCCUCGCCCACCCCACCAGCCCACCUCGGCUCUCCAGGAUGACGGCGAUACGGGCUCGCAUAUGUAACUGAGCAGUUAAUCCUAUGUACAACUAGGGAGGCAACGCCCUGCCCAAAGCGUGGAUUUCAGUUGUUUUUUUCCCCCUCCGCGACGCAUUCUGCCCCCAAAUCAUGGACGGUUUACAGGCAUUCCGGCUGGCCAAAGGAGCAGUUAACGAUGGACGAACGUCUCAGUUUGGGUACCGGAUCUUCCAACUACAGAAGCUAUUCAAGCUGCUCCAGGAGAACGAGAAGGAGCUUAUUGCUGCGAUUGCUGCAGAUACGUCACGAGAAGUCGAGGACGUAAUCCGCAAACCGUUCCGAUAUUGCGUCGACGCCAGCCAGCGGCUGUUCAAGCUGUACAAGCUCAGUGCGCCUCGCAGCCUCGAGGAGGCCGGAUCACAGUCAUGGCUUACGAUGUUCCGUCCAGACCCACUAUCCUCUCUCCUGAUCCCCUUGAUCUUCGCCAUCGAAGCCGGCAGCAGCGCGCUCCUCGCCCCCUCACCGGGGCGGACCAGCUCGCUGCUCGCCUCGCUGCUCCCCCGCUACCUUGACCGUGAAGCCUACAUAGUCAUCUCCACGCACACGGAAUCGGCGGCGUUCCAGCAGCUAGCGGUGAACACCGUCAUCACCACCGGCCGCCGGCUGAGCAUCCCACAACGGCAGAUCGCGCGCGAAGUCGGUCCGAAUAUCAUCUGCAUCCUCGACACGGGCGUUGACCUCGCCCUCGCGGCCGCGGGGAUAAAGUCGCAGACCGGGCUUUGCUCGCCGGCCGCGAUAUUGUGUCUCCCCUCACUCUGUUCGGAGCUUGCUUCGCUGCUUGGAAGGUCCGCGGUCGAGAAGGUGGAGCAGCCGCUGCACGCGAAGAAGAAGACGCUUGGAAUUGGCGGGAUCAUACCCACGACCUCGACCGAAGAGGCGCUCUUGAUUCUCGACGGCGUCGAGAUAAACCGGUUCACGUAUUUGGGCACGCAGGCGUAUGGCGAGUACAUGCUCAAAUUCCUGCCGGCGGUAAGGGUCGGGCUGGUCAAUAGUGUGCGUGGAGCGUACUACGACGAUAUCUCGGCGGAUGACUUCUUGUGCAGGCGGAGUGUUGUCAGCGAGAAGAGGCUGGAGAGCGGUGGGAGGAAGAGGAGGCCGGUGGGCGUAAUGCCCGAUCUGAAGAUUAAGCAUACCACUAAUUUUGGGUUCUUUGAUCAGGGGGCGCUGUUGGGGUUGGGGACGGUGGUGGGGACGGUGGUGUGCGGUGCGGCGCUGGCGGGAUAUAAGUUGUGGUCGAAUUAGGGACUCGGCGAGGGAAUGGGAAUUGUUUACUUCUUUGGUAUCAUGUAUCGUAGUUUAUUUGGCUGUGUGUUAUCUUGCUCGGACUUGAGUUCUGGAGAAGUUCG